Messenger RNA from Staurois parvus, 501 nucleotides. Lineage: Eukaryota; Metazoa; Chordata; Amphibia; Anura; Ranidae. The record is from the annotation of a GenBank genome assembly.
GCGGGCGCCGGACCCCCAGGCGGAGCGACAGGUCUCGGGCCCUCAGGCGGAGCGGCGGGCGCUGGACCCCCAGGCGGAGCGACAGGUCUCGGGCCCUCAGGCGGAGCGGCGGGCGCCGGACCCCCAGGCGGAGCGACAGGUCUCGGGCCUUCAGUCGGAGCGGCGGGCGCCGGACCCCCAGGCGGAGCGGCGGGGGCCGAGUCACCAGGCACGACAGUGGGCUCCGAGUCAACUGGCAUGACCGCUGGCACUGGGUCAGACAUUGGAUCGUCUGGCUGGACAGCGGGCAUCGGGUCACCAGGCAUCAGGUCAUUUGGCUCGACAGCGGGCACCGCGUCAUCUGGCAAGGCAGUGGGCUCCGAGUCAACUGGUAUGACCGCGGGCACUGGGUCAGACAUUGGAUCGUCUGACUGGACAGCGGGCAUCGGGUCACCAGGCAUCAGGUCAUUUGGCUCGACAGCGGGCACCGCGUCAUCUGGCAAGGCAGUGGGCUCCGAGUCA